AUGGAUUCUCAGGAGGAAAAGGGAUUGGAGGAGGUACCCAUGUGUUGGGAGAGGCAUACCAUUUCCCUUCCUACAAAAUGGAAGCUCAUGUACCAUGUCCGGUGGCUGAGUAGGGUGGCAAGUGUGGAAAUGAGCUUGAGUGCAUUAAUACUCCUGCUAAUCAUGACCUUCUCUUCGAAUUGGGUGCACGUCUCCACCGUAGUCAUUUACGAGCCUUUGUUGAAGUAUGCCUUGGAGAACAGAAACUAUACUUCCGCAGGGCUCUGGAAUUACUGUAAAAUUUGGACCUGUUACAACGAAUCACAGAACAACAAAACCUUCUACAUUUAUGAGAUGAGCAAGAUAUGUUUUUUACUUUCUCUUGGUUCAUCCUUGCUUCUCACCUGCUGGUUCCACUGUGUCUUCCUGCCGGUGGUAAAACACCUCAAUGUCUUCGACUGGAGUGGGGGCUUGGCCAGCUUAUUUACAGCCUGCUUUAUUUUCUUCACUCUCAUAUUAUUCCCUAUUCACCUCUGGAUCCAAGAGCUAAAACUGAAUAAGAGGGCAGUCUUGGGCUGGAGCUACUAUAUUGGUUGGCUGGUGUUCCUGUUAUACAUCUUAUGCGCCAUCCUUUGCUUUCUCAACUACAAGGAUUCUUGGAGAGUGUGUCCUCAACUAUGA
Gracilinanus agilis (Agile Gracile Mouse Opossum) is the source of this 660-nucleotide messenger RNA. It is a transcript of the gene ODF4, whose product is annotated as outer dense fiber of sperm tails 4. The record is from RefSeq and is a predicted model, not a curated record. NCBI's taxonomy places the organism in Eukaryota, Metazoa, Chordata, Mammalia, Didelphimorphia, Didelphidae. Bases 1 to 660 code for a protein of 219 amino acids. The transcript has 5 exons. Gene Ontology annotation, cellular component: plasma membrane.